Molecule: messenger RNA, 3311 nt
Organism: Pectinophora gossypiella (pink bollworm)
Lineage: Eukaryota; Metazoa; Arthropoda; Insecta; Lepidoptera; Gelechiidae
Exons: 14
Coding region: 535-2724 (729 amino acids)
Source: RefSeq, a predicted model, not a curated record
CUUCGAGUGCACCUCACACGUUUUCAGAGCCGCAGCAAGACGCUUGUUGGCUUCGCGAACACCCUCCGAGGGCUACAGGACCUCAUCGUCCUGUGAAAAGAAAAAAGAUUAAUAAAAAUUGAACCAAAAGUCACUUCAAAUUCUUCUUAACUUUACUCUGUAAAUUUUUUGAAUAUCGAUGCUUUUUUUUUUUGAAAACUGAUAACUAUAAAGUUUACUUAACUGAUCCAAAUAAUCUUAUGUCAUAUUAAAUAAGUUUCCAUUUAGGACGGGAGUAGCAGUGAUGUAGUGUUUCGUAGCGGUAUAUUUGCUCAGGUGGUGGACUAUAUUACGCAAGUGUUCCCUGAUCACACAGAAGUUACGUAGACCAGUACUGAUCGGUCUCUUCCUUGGAAAAGACUCAAAAACUCCAAAUAACAUUACAACAAAAUAAAUGUAACGGAAUGUGGCUGUAUAGUAUAAAUCGAUUUUCAAGCCUUGUUUUGGUGACUCAGUGAAAAAAAUAUUAAAAAAGUGUGUUUAAAAGUUAUUAUUAUGAAGCGGCAUGGAUUGGUCGUCGCAUUGUCUCUACUAAUAAUACAUGAAACGCAAGCGCAAUGCAGGGGUCACCAAACUAUCACAUUCGCGCGCUGGUCCGGCGUGGCCCCAGAGGGCGCGGCCCCAGUGUUCGUGUACUCGGCGAGUGGGGACGAGGAGUCCCUAACUGGGGCCUGUCUGUCCCGCUGUCGGGAGUUGCAGGACUGUGCCGCGGUGGCGGUCGCGUACGGACGAGGGAACUGCCACGGAAUCGCUGCUAAUACACAGCAGAAACUGCGCGCAGACAAUGAUGUCGCUUACUUCAAGAAAAUUUGCUUGGCACUGCUGGAGUCCUGCGAGCCCCGGUGGUGGGCCCUGGAAGUGACCCCAGGCUACCAUCUGCACUCAGACGCCCCCGACUUAAAGGUCAUCCUCAACGCCACCAUGCCAGAGUGCUAUGACGCCGUCCUUGCCGGGAACGGGAAGCAAAUCUACAGGUCAGCGCAGUGGGUGGGUCUGGAAGGCAGCCUAGAGCCGGAGGUGGUGACGUCAGACCACACCCUGGGCAACUGCGUUCUGCACGCAGAAGACAAGUUCACGGAGCCAGAGUCCUUCCGCGUCUCCAACUACUACACCUUCUAUGUGGAGAACCAGUGCCGGCACGAUUAUCCUAAGAAGAUUGACAGAUGUUCCUAUGAAGAAUACUACAACCAAACAUUGAAGCACGUUGAAUUGACUUUUAAGAACUACACCAAAGAACAAUGCAAGUCAUCAUGCGAAGUGGAGCAGCGCUUCGUAUGUCGAGGGUUCACGUGGUCAGGUGUGGGCGAGCGCGGGCUGUGUGACCUGCACAGCGAGGACCUGGUCACCACCGGCUCCUGGCUGCUGCGGCGCACCAGCACCGCCGUCUACUACCGCCGGGUCAUCUGUUUAAAUAUAACCGUGGAAUGCGAAGGAUCGGACCUGGAGGUGACGUAUCGUCCGCGUGGCGCCUUCCGAGGACGAGUGUACGUCCCGGGCCGCGGCGAGCGAUGCAGCGCUCGCGCCACCGGCGGGCCCGUCAAACUGACGCUGCCUUUAUAUGGAGACUGUGAUGUUAACUUCGCUUACGCUAUUUCUAAUAGUCCUGCUGGAGUUAUUAAUAGGACGAUGGCGUACGUGAUGGUGAUGAUCCAGAACAACCCGAUCAUCCAGACGGCGGGCGACCGCUGGGUGCGCGUGGGUUGCUCGCCCGGCGCGCGCGCCGCUACGCAGGUUGACGCUACCGUCGCUGUCAGGGAUACUGGCAAACCUUCUCUGGCAAGUGAGUCAGCGAGUGUGGCCACACCGGCGGCGGCCAGCGCGGUAUACAGCGCGAGUUCUGCGCCGCUGACGAUGUAUGUGGUCCGCGCGGAGGAUGCCGCCGGCGCCGUUUCGCUCGGUGAGCCGCUCGAGCUUCGCAUUGAGACCACCGAGGAGACAGAGAUCGAAGCUUAUCAUCUCGUAGCUUCGUCCAGACUCGGAGACAGUUCCGUGUUGCUGCUGGAUAGCAGAGGAUGUCCAACAGGACAGGUGGAUUUCCCGUCGUUCAGCCGACAGUGGAUGGGCGGGACUCAGCGACUGUCCUCGCGGUUCAAGGCCUUCCGUUUCCCCACGUCACACGUCGUCAGAUUCGCAUUAAUGGUCCGCUUCUGUGACGGCAAGUGUCCGCAGAUGAACUGCAGGUCAGCCCAGCAAAUCCGGAGUGCGCGUCAGACUAACGACACGUACGACUACACUGAAGACGGUAUACCAGCAGCGGUGCAGGAAGACAACUAUGAAGGCCGGGCGGGGGUGGUGGCGCAGGGCGGCGCGGCUGGCUGCGGCGGCGGGGGUGCUGGCCGAGUGCCGCUCGAGCUGGAGAUGGUGGUCGGGUCGCGAGAUAUCCUGUCUGCUGAUACGCUGGUCCGUGCCGAUCAUAGAGUUCCAGAAGAAGCGCCACCCCGAAUAGCAGACGGCGCGAUGGUGUGCGUGCACGAGCUGCUGCUAGUGUCGCUGGCGCUGGCCUGGCUGGCUGUGCAGGUGUUACUGCUGCUCGGCUGCUGCAUACUGGUCAACAGGUAUCGGAACUUGGCAGAGAUGAACAUGCAGAAGGAUUAUCAGUCGUUCGACAACGUGGGCUUCGAUACCAUCUCGACACACCGGCGCGUGCAUUGGCCGGAUCAACACUUAGACACGAUACACACUUAAACAUUUGAGUAGAUCCAUAAACACUACAGCAGAUCGAGAACCUAAGAGAAAAAGGUGCAAUAGUCUUGGGAACUACUUUGUCCUAACCAUUAGUGUAUAGUAACAUAAUUAACAUCAAUGGUAUAUCGAGGUGUCGAUGUCGUUAGGAUGUAGUCUCUUUUACCUACUGAAAAUGGAACUCAUAUUCUUUGAGUAUGAGUUUGAAUGAGUAGGAAAAUGUAGAAAUAUUUAUUGGCAUGUUCUUUUUGGGCUCUGUUUAAAAAAAAUAUGUUUUAUUUUUACUGAAUUCCGUCCAUUCUUUUAGUUAAGAGUUUGUUUUGUUUCACAUAAAUGUUAAAUAUAAAUCGAUUAAGUACUAUUUAUGUGUGUGAGAUACUUAUAGUUAUUAUUAUAGAUAAAUCAGAUAUCACAUGUACAUAGUGUCAAACGUUACUUAAGUAUUAGAUCUACAUAAGUUAUUUGCUGGCUCUAUAUUUGAAUGAUGAAGAAACAAAAUAGUGUCUGUAUAUAAGGCGGUAGGCUAUAAUUUAUAUCACUAAUUAUUUUUAUUUUAAUAGAGAAAAAUAAAAGUAUUUUGUUUACUUAUA